This is a messenger RNA of Angiostrongylus costaricensis, 669 nucleotides long. NCBI's taxonomy places the organism in Eukaryota, Metazoa, Nematoda, Chromadorea, Rhabditida, Metastrongylidae. The record is from the annotation of a GenBank genome assembly.
UUGCUAAGACCGGCGAAGUUCGACUUCAUUCUAGGAUCACAACAGCUUAUAGAUCGACAUACACAAGAGUUACACGCCUGGAAUCCGGAUGAUCGGUCUUUAAAUAUAUUCGUUAAAGAUGACGAUUGUUUCACAUUCCAUAGGCAUCCUGUGGCUCAAAGUACUGAUUGUAUACGUGGGAAGAUGGGAUAUACGACAGGCUUUCAUGUUUGGCAAAUGGAAUGGCCACAACGACAGCGAGGAACACAUGCCGUAGUAGGGGUGGCAACAAAGGCUGCUGCACUUCAUGCUAUGGGUUAUACGUCGUUGAUAGGGACGAAUACCGAAAGUUAUGGAUGGGAUCUUACUCGUGGUGAAUGUCAUCAUGACUCGAAGAAUUGUGCUUCAUGGCAGUAUCCAACAGGAGUACCAUUACGGCCUUUUUACUGUAUUCUGGAUAUGGACGACGGCUACAUGGCAUUCGCUACCGAUGAACACUACUUGGGUGUUGCGUUCCGAAAUCUCCAAGGACGAACAUUGUAUCCGAUAGUAUCCGCUGUUUGGGGACAUUGUGAAGUGACAAUGAAAUAUCUUGGCGGAAUCGAACGUGAGCGACCAAAAUUUGAACCAUUACCAUUCUCACCAAUUCUUCUUGAUGAUCGGCUGAAUGAUUCCAUGUCAUUAACUUAG